Molecule: messenger RNA, 2692 nt
Organism: Vitrella brassicaformis
Lineage: Eukaryota; Vitrellaceae
Source: the annotation of a GenBank genome assembly
AUGGGGAGUCGGCUGACAGUGCUCGAGGUCGGUCCGACACCGUACGACCCCCUCGAGGCCCUUUGCGAGGUGCCGCAGCCACAGGGCACCACCAGCCGCAUAGCUGUGCGCCGCGCCGACCUGGUUGAGUUCCCAUGUGCCAAGACGUACCCCGAGAAAGACGUGGAAGACGAGUACUGCCUCAUAGACGAUUCAAGGUGGGAAAGGGGAGUGCUGGGCGCUGCAUGCACCCAUUCAACGAGCGACUUCACGGCAGAAGCGGGCAUUUCCUGUCUGCUCUGCUUCCAGGGAGUGUUUGAGCACGACUGCCUCCGGCACCGAUAGCGCAGCGGAUGCAUCCGAGUCGACAUCUCGGUAACCGAAGAAUGCACACAUGGCACACGCGAAGCGCCACCCACCGUGUGUGUGCUGGCGUUGUCAUUCAGCAACUCUUCAUCUCAACAAGGCACCGCAGACGCCGUCACCCUUUCCCCGCCCCACCCCCUCCCACAACCCAGCGCCCCCCCCUCUGUGGCGCCACACAUUUUCCAGAAACGGCUACGGACCAGCAACUCCAUGAUCCGAUUCAGGACAAUCGACAAGGCCACCGUCUGCAUCAAGAAGGACCACUCAGUCACGGGCGGCCAUGAGGUCACGGGCGAGGCUCUCAUGAGCCACGUGCUGACGGAGCAGGCCCUCCGCCACCACUACAGGAAGGGGCUGGGAUUUGUCGCCGACACAGAGGGUGAUAGGAUGGCGGGUGGGCUUAACGAGUCGGGUGGGAUGAGCGAGGCCUCGCGUGCCAUGCUGCGCCAGCUGAGGAGAGGCAACUACAGCUACCAGGCCCCCUCACGCUUCGGCGGCGUGCCCUUCACGCCCAUGCUAGCCCACGGUGGCGGCGAUGCACCACCCUCUCCCAGUGCCGCCCCACAGCUCACACAGCCGCCCUCGUCCGGCUCCCCUCCCGACCCCUCGUAUGCGCUGAGGGGCCUGGCUUCCGAUGAGUUUGCCAUGGCUGCGGUCAAGUUCAUCCCCCCUGGCCCAACCGCAAUCUCAGCCCGGCCCAACCUGCCAUCGCACCUAAAGGAGACGCACGCCCUCCCAAUGCAAGGGCAGAACAAGAGCGUGGUCGACGGCGUGAUGCGGCGGCGCCUGGGGCUGACGGGCCAGCAGUCGUCGUGGGGCAUGGUCUAUGGGGCGCUAGACCUCUUGGAUAAGGGCAAGGAGAUGCAUGGCGUGACGGUCCUGGGGUGGAAGGGGGAUUCAGAGGUGACGAGGCAGCUGAAGAGCGAGAACGUGCGGGCCGUGGCGGCAUCGGCAGUGGGCAGGCGGGGCCUUUUCGUAUGGGGUGACGACAACGGGCCCAACGAGCUGAUCUCCAUCCAUGAGGUGGAGUUCGACACCACCCCAGCCCCCUCCGCAUCGCGCAACCCUCCCCCUCCUUCGACCACCCACAAGAGGCGCGUAGCCGUCACCAGUGUCACCCGCAUCGAUCCGACCGGCGACAUGGCGGGCACGUUCCGCCAUCUGCCGUUCAAGACUGACACGUCCAGUCCCGAGCAGCAGUUUGUGCGUGCCCUGGGGAGGUUGUAUACUGGUGGGGCGAGACCGGCACCCAAUACCGACCCACGGGCGGUCGAGUAUCUGCGGCGGGUUGAUAUGGGGACGAUCCUGCGGCAGGAUCUGGGAUUCUUGGGGUACUCUGCAGCAACCGACAACUGGCCAGCGGCCUUGUCGGCCAUAUCCUUUCUCAGUGGCCGUCCCUUGUUUCAUAUUGGCUGCGGUGUGCCCGAGUGGGAGAUGGUGGUGGAUGUCAACGCUUUGUACCGGCUGCACCAGGCAGGAGGCGCGUCGACAGGUACCUCAAGGCGACACUCGCACACACACCAGCAACACACACACCAGCAACACUCAACAAGAGUCAUCCACUCCGUGCUCUGCGCGUGUACGUGCAGGUGGGACAUUCAUGAGCCGUGCACUGGCCUGCCUCGACUACAACAAGUGCAUGACCCCAGACCGCUUCAUCGAGAAGCUGGCGCGAUACUUCCGUGUGGAGCCGAUGCCCACCAAGCCACCCCCACCCACAGCUGCCCAUUCCUGUUCGCCAUCCCCUCCCCCCAGCGCAGUGCCGGACAUCGAGCGGCUCAUCGGCGGCCGACAGGACAUCAUCGAGCCAGCCAAGACGAUCCUUUUCCAGCUCGUGUGCCUCGAUCCAGUCGAGAGGGGGGUCAAGGAGGCCGAUGCAGUGAGAGGACAAAUCGUCCGCCUCUUGCAGGAGAGGACUAUCGUGUCGCGGCCUCUACCAGGGGCGAGUGAGGGGUCGGGGGACGUAGACGACACGCCCUAUCGGAUUAUCCUGCCGCCGUCGCCAGCCGACAUGCCGGCCGUCCCCCCACGCACCACCACUCGUCCCCAGCCGUACGAUGGCGGCGGGUGGUGUUGUCUGAUGCCGCUGGUGUUGCUGAUGGUCGGAUUUCUUCUGCUGAUGGUCACAUCGAUGCUCCUGGUCGUCGAGCCGGUCAGCAGGUGCGCGAAUAAAACAAGGGAGAGUCUGACGGAGGGACGGAGGGAGGGGGCGACCGCAGCCAUAUAUGCUGGCUGGCUGGCACUGUGUGUGUGCAGCAGCGUGACGCCCGUUGGCUUGCCACAUGCCUGCAUGCCCCCACACAAUGGGCUCGGAGAUUGUCUACCUCACACGACAUGGCAGCUGUAA